UUGUUGUAAUUAUUAUGGAUAAAAAUAAAUCAGAAAGUGAUGAGAAGUAAGGAAGAGGGAGUGUUUUUUAAUUUUAGCUAGAAUGGUUAGGAAGGGACAUUUGGAAAUAUUUAAUCAGGGAGAGAAUUUCAGAGGAAUGCUGAAGCAUUUCAGGUAGAGGGCACAGUUAGUGCAAAUACCCCAAGGCAUGAGCAAGUCUGGCCUGUUUCAGGAAUAGCAAGAAUAAUGUGGCUGGAGCCUGGUGAAGAGCUGUGUGUGUGUGUGUGUGUGUGUGUGUGUGUGUGUGUGAAUGAAUGAAUAUAACUAAACAAGGUCCUGUUAGCUGCCACCUAAUAGAGUCAAAGAAUCAAGUGUGAGGGAGAAGGAAAGAACUUUAUUAGCAAUAAUCAGCAUUUUGAAAGAUAGUUGGUUCUUGCCUUCCAAUGAUCCUAUUACCCCUUAGGGAGAUUCUCCUUAGGGAGAAUCUUUUUUUAUGAUUUUUCAAGGGAAGAUAUAUGGGUACCAGACAGGUGGGUACCUCUGUUGUUCAGUGUUUCAAAAGUAGCCUCUUCUGGAAGGUAGGCUGUGUACUUUUUAUUCACUAUGUCGGUGGGAGUUGCAGUACAGUAGAUCCAAAGAAGGAAUCAGUGAUCAAACUUUCUGUGUUUUUGAUUAAAGUGGCAUUUGUCUGGUUUUGUUGUUGCCAUUUGUGGACAUUUGCCCUUCCCAGGUGUGACCUGUAACUUGGGACUAGGGAGUGUUUGGGGAGGGAGGACUUUAUGCAUUUCUAAUUGACUUUAGUGUGCAGUUAAUCUGUAAGAGAUCGGGCAAGAAGAAGACAAGAGAAACUUCUGAGAAUUGGGUCUUGAUGAGGUGGAAGACUAAUGUAUGCAUUCAGCUCUGAAGAUGAAGUGGAUGUGCUUUUACAUGGAACUCCAGACCAAAAACGAAAACUCAUCAGAGAAUGUCUUACUGGAGAAAGUGAGUCAUCUAGUGAAGAUGAAUUUGAAAAAGAAAUGGAAGCUGAAUUGAAUUCUACCAUAAAAACAAUGGAGGACAAAUUAUCUUCUCUAGGAACAGGGUCUUCUUCAGGAAAUAAUAAAGUUGGAAUAGCUCCGGCGAAGUAUUACGAUGAUAUAUAUUUUGAUUCAGAUUCUGAGGAUGAAGACAAAUCAGCACAGGUGACCAAGAAGAAAAAGAAGAAACGACACAGGAUUCCAACAAAUGAUGAAUUACUAUAUGAUCCUGAAAAAGAUAACAGAGACCAGGCCUGGGUUGAUGCACAGAGAAGGGGGUAAGAAUUUAAAUUUAAUAUUUAGACUCU
Messenger RNA from Marmota monax (woodchuck), 1303 nucleotides. RefSeq names its product E2F-associated phosphoprotein. Lineage: Eukaryota; Metazoa; Chordata; Mammalia; Rodentia; Sciuridae. Gene Ontology annotation, biological process: ceramide biosynthetic process; positive regulation of cell population proliferation. The transcript has 4 exons. Gene Ontology annotation, cellular component: serine palmitoyltransferase complex; nucleus. Gene Ontology annotation, molecular function: serine C-palmitoyltransferase activity. The coding region runs from base 864 to 1277 and encodes 137 amino acids. The record is from RefSeq and is a predicted model, not a curated record.